Ochotona princeps (American pika) is the source of this 2414-nucleotide messenger RNA. RefSeq names its product presenilin 1 (gene PSEN1). NCBI's taxonomy places the organism in Eukaryota, Metazoa, Chordata, Mammalia, Lagomorpha, Ochotonidae. Gene Ontology annotation, cellular component: growth cone; dendritic shaft; endoplasmic reticulum. The record is from RefSeq and is a predicted model, not a curated record. The transcript has 12 exons. The coding region runs from base 292 to 1698 and encodes 468 amino acids. Gene Ontology annotation, biological process: negative regulation of apoptotic process; intracellular signal transduction; amyloid-beta metabolic process. Gene Ontology annotation, molecular function: beta-catenin binding; aspartic endopeptidase activity, intramembrane cleaving; cadherin binding.
CAACGGCGCCCGAGCCGGAAAUGACGAAAGCAGUGAGUCCUCCGAGGCGGGGCCUGGGGCUGGCAUCUCCCGGUCCGCGAUUUCACAUCGGAAACAAAACAGCGGCUGCUCGGGAAGGAAAUCUGGGCUGUACGCGGGAGGCGGCGGCGGGGAAAGAACCUAAUCUGGGAGCCUCCACUGACUGCAGCCUGUGAGGUCCUUAGGCAGCGUGGCCUGGCGGAGAACAUAUGAAAGACAGAGCUCUGAGAGGCUGUGUUUUCUGUGACGAGGUGUUUGUGCUCAGUUGCUCCAAUGACAGAGUUGCCUGCACCCUUGUCCUACUUCCAGAAUGCACAGAUGUCUGAGGACAACCACCUGAGCAGUACUGUCCGUAGCCAGAAUGAAAACAGAGAACGGCCAGAGCACAGUGACAGGAGCAGAGUGGGUAACCCGGAGCCUUUAUCCAAUGGCCGACCCCAAGGCAGCUCGCGGCAGGUGGUGGAGCAAGACGAGGAAGAAGAUGAAGAGCUGACACUGAAAUAUGGCGCCAAACAUGUCAUCAUGCUCUUUGUCCCCGUGACCCUCUGCAUGGUGGUGGUUGUGGCUACUAUCAAAUCAGUCAGCUUUUACACGCGAAAAGAUGGGCAGCUGAUCUAUACCCCAUUCACAGAAGACACCGAGACUGUGGGCCAGAGAGCCCUACACUCGAUCCUGAAUGCCGCCAUCAUGAUCAGUGUCAUUGUCAUCAUGACUAUCCUCCUGGUGGUUCUGUACAAAUACAGGUGCUAUAAGGUUAUCCACGGCUGGCUUAUUGUUUCAUCUUUAUUAUUGCUGUUCUUUUUUUCAUUCAUUUAUUUGGGGGAAGUGUUUAAAACCUAUAAUGUUGCUGUGGACUACAUUACUGUUGCACUCUUGAUCUGGAAUUUUGGUGUGGUGGGCAUGAUUUGCAUUCACUGGAAAGGUCCACUCCGGCUCCAGCAGGCGUAUCUCAUCAUGAUCAGUGCCCUCAUGGCUCUGGUGUUCAUCAAGUACCUCCCUGAGUGGACCGCCUGGCUCAUUCUGGCGGUGAUCUCAGUAUAUGAUUUAGUGGCUGUUUUGUGUCCAAAAGGUCCACUACGCAUGCUGGUUGAAACAGCUCAGGAGAGAAACGAAACACUCUUUCCAGCUCUCAUUUACUCAUCAACGAUGAUGUGGCUGGUGAAUAUGGCAGAAGGAGACCCAGAAGCCCAAAGGAAGGUGUCCAAAAACGCCAAGUACAGUGCACAAAAUUCAGAAUCAGAGUCACCCCAAGACCCUGUUCCAGGGAGUGAUGAUGGUGGCUUCAGUGAGGAGUGGGAAGCCCAGAGGGACAGCCACCUAGGGCCGCAUCGCUCCACUCCUGAGUCACGGGCUGCUGUCCAGGAGCUUUCCAGCAGCAUGCUAGCCAGUGAAGACCCAGAGGAAAGGGGAGUAAAGCUUGGACUAGGAGAUUUCAUUUUCUAUAGUGUUCUGGUUGGUAAAGCCUCAGCAACAGCCAGCGGAGACUGGAACACAACCAUAGCCUGUUUUGUAGCCAUAUUAAUUGGUUUGUGCCUUACGUUACUACUACUCGCCAUCUUCAAGAAGGCAUUGCCAGCCCUUCCCAUCUCGAUCACCUUUGGGCUUGUUUUCUACUUUGCCACUGAUUACCUUGUGCAGCCCUUCAUGGACCAGUUAGCAUUCCAUCAAUUUUAUAUCUAGCACACUCUCAACUUGAAUCCCAAAUGGAUGUCUCUCCUUGACUUACAAUAAAUUCUGAACAGGACAGUGGCAAUUCUCCCAUGUCCACACCUAACCAAGUCAAGAUUCCUGGCUGAACUUUUGCAACCUCCUUCCAAGCUUACCUGGCCGCCUGCACUAUCGGACAUUGGCAGGAGGUGGCAACAGAAAAUGGUUCUGAACCCCAUUACAGUAGACUGUGUCCCUUGUUGUGAAAACUCCUGGGUUUGGGAGAAAAGGACAUGGAACGGGUGAGCCAGGAAGUUGUGCUCCCUGAGCAGCGUGGCCCUUGGGCCUGAGUGGUUACCAGCACUGCGCACUCUCAGGACUGCUGUUACUGAGAGGCCCAAGGAAGGGGAUUUAAACCAGAGCUUUUCAGCUGAAACUACAUGCAGAACAUCAACCCACCGAGUGUGUACUGACCUACUGAGGAGAGCAGGCAUCAGCAGCCAGACAGGAAGUGGACAGGAGCUCUGGCUUUCUCUUGGAGACAUUUUUUGCUACUGACUUACCAUUUUUAACCAAGACUUGUUUUGAAGCCGCCACUAUCCUUGGUUGCCAUUUCUUCAUUCUCAGCUGAUAUGAGGUUGUCCAACUGUGUAACCUCAGAUUCCGCAGUUAGUGGUUUGUGGGAAUAAGGCAAGUGUUGGUCAACAGUUGCCCAUCAACCCUAAGUAAAAUCGGGAUUUUCUACCAAA